Molecule: messenger RNA, 2697 nt
Organism: Lampris incognitus (smalleye Pacific opah)
Lineage: Eukaryota; Metazoa; Chordata; Actinopteri; Lampriformes; Lampridae
Gene: tex11
Product: testis expressed 11
Exons: 28
Coding region: 268-2697 (809 amino acids)
Biological process (GO): meiotic cell cycle
Molecular function (GO): protein binding
Source: RefSeq, a predicted model, not a curated record
GAAAACCUGCAGAAACCGCAGGCAAAUGUUGAUUGUGUGAUAGAGAAGCUUUUUUCUGAAAUCUCUGGCCUUGAGGAUUUCCCCAAACCACUGGAUCCGCAGCUUGAGGAUUGCGCCAUCCAGAUCUGGAACUGGGCAGUAACGAAGCAAGUGGCCACAACCAUUACUCAAGAUCAGAAAGCCAAAGUGCGUCAUGUCGCCUGCGUUCUGCUGUACAGCUGUGAACCUGACCGUCCGACAGAGGGCGCUAUCCGCAAGCAGAUCUUGAUGGCCAGCAAGACAGGGAGAACCUGGCUAGACUGUAAAAAACCACAGCUAGCAGACAAAUUCUUAAGACAAGCUGUCAAGAGCCUGGAAACACUUUAUAGUCAACUAACAUCCAGAGGUGAUGGAGGAGCAGACAUCAACUCAUCCAAAGGAGAUGUGGAGAAGGAUCUGCUUAGAGUUCUGUCUUACCAGGCAGAAUUGGCCAUAUCUCAAGAGAAUCACCAGGAGGCUGUGCUCUAUAUGGAGCGCUGUAAAGACAUGCUGCUGCGGCUACCCAAAGAGACUGGCUACCUCUCUCUGAUUUGCUAUAACUUUGGAGUAGAUACUUACAAUCUGAAAAAAUAUGAGGACAGUUCAUUUUGGUUGAGCCAGAGCUACGACAUUGGGAAAAUGAAUAAGAAAUACUCUGCUGGUGCUGAUGUACAAGCUAAAGUCUUGAGACUCCUCGCCACUGUUUAUUUAGAAUGGGACUGUCAGCAAUUUCAGGAGAAGGCUUUAAAUGCUGUGAGCUUAGCUAACAAGGAAUGCGCAAAUCCCUCUGGGCUGUAUCUGAAGGUUAGAAUUCUGCUGCAAUGUGGGGCGGAAGACGAUCAUAUUAGAGCAGGACUUAACGAGCUGCUUGACUCUGAGAUUCCUCUUGAGGUGUGUCUGAGCACAGUGAAACUACUCAUGUCUGAAGACAGAGAGAACCUGGCAUUUGGCUAUCUGAAACGUGUGUGUCAGCACUUCGACUCAUCCCCUGAAUUGGGCACAGCUCUCAUCUUGCACAUUGAGCUACUGCUGCAGAGAGGCAAAGAGCUCCUGGGCAAACAGAAAAUUGAGGAUAUCAUCACCGGGCACUACACAGGUAAACAGCUGACUACCCAGGCUGUCAACAGUCUACAUCUCCUGCUGUGGGACAAAGCAGGCAAACACUUCGAGGCUAAGAACUACUCAGAGGCUCUGCAGUGGUAUAACUACUCCCUUAGUUUCUACAAGGCAGGUCAGAUGAAGCCAAACCUGGCCAAGCUACAGAGGAACAGAGCUUCCUGCUUCCUACAGUUACAGCAGCUGGUGAAGGCAAAAGAGGCAAUCAAGGAGGCAGAGAGAUGUGAGCCCAACAACAUUUUCACUCAGUUCAGUAUUUACAAGGUUGCUGUCCUGGAGAACAAUGUGGAGAAAGCUGCAGAGGCAGUGACUGCCAUAGGGCUUCUGGCCAGGGAGGCUUUAACCAGUGAGGACAGACUGCUGGUAUCUGAGAAUGCUGCCUCCAGUCUCCUCAGUAUGGCUGCUCAGAUUGCUUUGGAGAAUGAACAGCAGGGCACUGCCAUAAAGGCACUGGAGAGCUUGUGUGAAAAUUCCAAGGAUGAAGCUCAGGUUCUGACUGCUCUCAGGUGUUUGGUUCGACUUGUGCUCUCCACAAUAGAAAAUGUGAGCGAUGAAAAGAGGAAUGCAAACUUGGGUUUUCUUCUGUCAUAUCUGAAAAUGGCUCUGCAGAAAAUUUCACAGCGCAACACUGGAUCUUUGACUGUUGAGCAACGUACAGAAGACGCCAACUGGUUCAGGAAGAUUGCUUGGAACAUGGCUCUGCAGUGUGAGAGCAGUCCUGACAGAAUGAGGGAUUUCUUUGUGCUCUCUUACCAGCUGUCCCAGCUGUGCCCUCCCGACCGUUUGGUGCUUAUGUGCCAGAGGACAUGUCUUCUUAUGGCUGCUGCUGCUUCUCUGGAGCUCAGCAGGAAGUCUCUCCACUCUGCCCAGGCUGAGGAAUUGACACAGGCCCUGGAGCACAUUCAGAUAUGUUGGGAGGUCAGCAAGACCCUGGAAGCUUCGGGGAAUAUAUCCAUGGAUACAACAGACACAUUGCUACUCUUGUAUGAGUUUGAGGCUCGUGCUAAGCUCAACGAUCCCAAGGUUGAGACAGUGUUGGAGUCUGUCCUGGAGCUUGAAAAUGCAGAAGCCAAAGUGUUGGAGACCAUUGCAGCCUUAGCCAUGGAGCCUCCUGCCCACUUUCCCCUUUUGUGUAAGAAGGCCUUGAGGAUCGCUCUGUCUCUUCUCAAGAAAAAACCCCAGGUUGACCUGAUCCGCUGCAGCCAGUAUGUCCACAGCCUGAUCCAGCUGUCCCUCCCCACUGGUGUGUCAGAGGUGGAGGCCCGUGUGCUAUUGGAGGUGUGGGGCUAUUAUGAAGAAGCCCUGUCCAUCAUAGCAGCCGCACCUGAGGACUUCUCAGAGAUAGAGACCCUGUGGCUGCUGACUCGAGCUUGGAACACAGGCAUCUUGCUGUACAGUCUGGCUCAGUAUUCUGAGGCUGAGAAGUGGUGUGGCCUGGGCAUGAGCUUCCUGCGCCACCUGGGCUCCCUGCAGGAGAGUUACCAGACAAAGAUGUCAAGUCUCUACAGUGAAGUCUUAGACAGGCUGGAUAAAGCCAAGAAGAACCUCACCAUGGAAGAAUGA